This is a messenger RNA of Rhineura floridana, 5466 nucleotides long. RefSeq names its product EGF like, fibronectin type III and laminin G domains (gene EGFLAM). Gene Ontology annotation, molecular function: protein binding; calcium ion binding. The coding region runs from base 377 to 3478 and encodes 1033 amino acids. The record is from RefSeq and is a predicted model, not a curated record. The transcript has 23 exons. Lineage: Eukaryota; Metazoa; Chordata; Lepidosauria; Squamata; Rhineuridae.
UCCGAUCCCGGGGGCGAACAGGGGGCGAGACAGAGGCGCCUCGUCCAGUCUUCCUUGCGCGCCUUGUAUUACUGGGGAUUCUUCUAAUCCCAUCAAAGGGCAGGUCCCCGCCCCGUUGCGUGUGUAAAAGCUAAGUCCGUGCCAGCCCCACUGAGUACCGUCUGGCUUCCGCAGACACAGGACUUGCGGCUGGUUUCCCCCCCCCCGCUCCUCCCGGAUGUUCAUCAGCUCUAGAAUCUGUUCUGGAGCGUCGCUGCGUCGGAUUGCAACCGCAGCCUUCAGCGCGCUCUCCUCAACUUGACCAAACUUUGAUUCAAACAAUAAUAGAGGGGUGGGGGGGAUUGUUUGGAAGCCGGCCGAUCGGAUUUGAGCCAAAAUGGAUCUACACUUUAGCCGGUCCUGCUGCGGCUUCUCCCGCCUGCUUUUGCUCUUACUGGCUUGUUGCAUCGGGCACUCAAUCGCCCGCAGAAGGAACAUCCCGCGGAGGCAAGAUAGACUGGGGCCUCCUCUCAAUAUAACACUGGAUUCGCUGAACUGCACAGCAUUCAUUUUACAAUGGAGAAUGCCACGGCAUCAUGCAAGUUCCAUCAUGGGAUAUACUGUACAUUACACUGAGGUCAAGGCUGAUAAACUAAUUAAAAAGCAGUCACAUGAUGUGCCUCUUAGUCUGGACAUGCUCAGUAUGGGUCAAAUGGAUGGACAAGCCAUUUUUGAAGUUGCUAUUGGAGAUUUGAAGCCGGGUACUCUCCACCGUGUAAGUGUAGGAGCUUAUGGCUGGGCAGGAAAAGGCAGACCCAGCAUGCCCAGAAAUGUAACCACUUUAUCGCAAGAUAAAUGCAUGCCUCCAGAUCCGCCUUAUCAGCCUCAAGUCAUCGUCGUUUCUGACUCAGAAGUUGCUCUUUCAUGGAAACCAGGGUCCAGUGAAGGAAGUUCCCCAGUUCAAUACUAUAUAGUGGAGUUUAUCAGACCUGAUCUUGACACCAAUUGGACUGUAAUUAGAGAGCAGAUCCAGAUGGACUCCAUGGUUCUGAAGGGGCUCACUCCGAACAACAGAUACCAGUUUGCAGUCCGAGCAACAAAUUCAUAUGGAUCCAGUCUGCCUAGUACUCCCAGCGACACUAUCAGAAUGUUCAGCCCGGAAGAAUUAGGGAGUGGAAGCUAUGGGCAUCACUAUAUUACAGCCUCUGGAAUUGGAGACGAUGAUGGAAUUGACACUGAUGACUCAGACUAUGACAUUUACAUUGAUGAGCUGAAACCAUUUCCUGCUAUCAAAGGUGGCAACAGGAAGUUUUUGGUUGAAACCAAGAUCACACCAGGCUUCACUACAAGGCUGCUUUCUAGACUGCUUUCAACUCAUUCAACUCUUGUUACUUCCCCGGCAAGAUCUACACUUCGCCCACGGACCACCACUUCUACCAGCAUCACCGCUAAGGCUACCAGGAGGAACAGUGGGGCUUCAGUGGUGCAGCAGUCUGAUCUGUCCUGUGAUGAAACCAUCUGUUCUGCCGACAGCUUUUGUGUCAAUGAUUAUGAGCGGAGUGGCUCUCUGUGCCACUGCAACCUUGGCAAAGGAGGGGAGAGUUGCUCAGAAGAUAUUAGUAUUCAGUAUCCUCAGUUCUUUGGCUACUCAUACAUCACCUUUGAACCUCUGAAAAAUUCCUACCAAACAUUCCAAAUUACUGUUGAAUUUAGGACUAAAGCAGAGGAUGGUUUGCUUCUGUAUUGUGGAGAAAAUGAGCAUGGUCGUGGUGACUUCAUGUCAGUGGCAAUUAUCAGACGAAACAUUCAGUUCAGGUUCAACUGUGGUACUGGAGUUGCAGUAAUUACAAGUGAGAACAAAGUGAAACUGGGCAGUUGGCACAGUGUGACUGUGUUCAGAGAUGGACUAGAUGGAUGGCUUAGGCUGGAUAACAACCACCCAGUUUCUGGUAAAUCCCAGGGUCAAUACAGCAAAAUUACUUUCCGAACUCCCUUCUAUCUUGGAGGUGCUCCUACUGCUUACUGGCUCGUGAGAUCUACAGGCAUCAAUCAUGGCUUUCAAGGCUGUGUCCAGGCACUUAUUAUCAAUGGAAAGAUCAUUGACAUGCGGCCCUGGCCUCUGGGGAAAGCUCUUAGUGGGGCAGACGUAGGUGAGUGCAGCAGUGGAAUUUGUGAUGAGGCUUUCUGCAUAAAUGGUGGCAGUUGCACAGUGAGCAAAGUGGAUAGGUACAUCUGCCUUUGCCCACUUGGAUUUAAAGGUCACCACUGUGAAGAAGCUUUCAUCCUUACCAUACCUCAAUUCAAUGAGACUUUGAAAUCCUUUGCUACCAUCCCCUGGCCUUUAGAACCACAGAACUAUCUUUCCUUCAUGGAAUUUGAAUUCAUCUUUCUUCCCGAUUCGGAGGAUGGUGUCCUUUUGUACAGCUAUGAUACAGGCAGCAAAGACUUCCUGUCCAUUAACAUGGCAGACAGCUAUGUGGAGUUCAGGUUUGACUGUGGUUCAGGAACUGCUAUAAUCAGGAGUGAAGAACCCAUCAGUUUAAACCAGUGGCAUGAGCUCAAAGUGUCUCGCACAGCAAAAAAUGGCAUAUUGCAGGUUGAUCAGCAAAGACCGAUUGAAGGAAUGGCAGAGGGAGCUUUCACACAGAUUAAGUGCAAUCCUGACAUAUUCAUUGGUGGAGUACCAAGUUAUGAUAAUGUGAAGAAGAACUCUGGUAUCCUAAAACCCUUCUCUGGGAGUAUUCAAAAGAUUGUUCUGAAUGACCGAACAAUAGAUGUGAGGCAGGAUUUCACAUCUGGAGUCAACCUGGAGAAUACAGCCCAUCCCUGUGUAAAUGCCCCCUGUGCCAAUGGAGGCUCCUGUGUGCCCAAGAAAGAUGGCUAUGAAUGUGAUUGCCCUUUGGGUUUUGAUGGGCAACACUGCCAGAAAGCUGUUAUGGAAGCCAUUGAAAUUCCACAGUUCAUCGGUCGCAGCUACCUCACAUAUGAUAGCCCAGAUAUUCUUAAAAGAGUGUCAGGAUCAAGAACAAAUGUGUUUAUGAGGUUUAAGACUACAUUGAUGGAUGGUCUCUUGCUGUGGAGGGGAGAUAGCCCUAUGAGACCAAACAGUGACUUCAUCUCUCUAGGUCUUCAAGAUGGUGCCUUGGUCUUUAGCUACAAUCUGGGCAGUGGCAUCGCUUCCAUAAUAGUGAAUGGCUCUUUCAGUGAUGGCAGUUGGCACAGAGUAAAGACAGUUCGGGAUGGGCAGUCUGGAAAGGUAACAGUGGAUGAUUAUGGUGCUAGAACUGGCAAAUCACCAGGAAUGAUGAGACAAUUGAAUAUCAAUGGGGAUCUCUAUGUUGGUGGAAUGAAAGAGAUAGCAUUGCAUACAAACAGAAAAUAUAUGAGGGGGCUGGUGGGUUGCAUUUCCCACUUCACGCUUUCUACAGAUUACCACAUUUCACUGGUUGAAGAUGCGGCAGAUGGGAAGAACAUUAAUACUUGUGCAGAUAUUCACUAGGAAGAGCCUCCCACUGCUGCUCCCACCCCUUCUGACCAAGGCCUGGAAGCAAGAACCAAACUGAAGUGAAAUCUUAAAAAGGGGAUAAUUUUCUCACUCACCUUUCCUUGGCUAUUAUGUUCUCUCUGUCAUGCUGAAUGCUUUCGGGCAGGACAGAAGCAUCACAUUUUUAAUUACGAAUAGUUGUGUAGCAUACAGUCCAGCAAAGCCCCAAUGCUGUUGCAUAUGGCUGGUGCUUUUUCCUGCAGGGCUCCUCUCCAUAAACAUACCUCUCCUUCAGAUGUAUCAGCCAGUACUGGCAUAAGCUAUGUGUCCCGGAAAACCCACUUGUAUUUGCAACAUCCAACUCCUGCAGUGAGCAAAUGCUGGACAGGCAGGUAAGCAACAUGCACUAGUUUGCUGGAUAUGGACACUUGGCUCUCGUGUGUGGGAGCCUCACCCACUGUGCUUCAUUGCACAAAGAGAAAGAUGUGAAGCCUCCAUCUACACCCUUGGUUCACACUGUACCCCAGCACCUCUCCUGUAGUAAUAAUGUGGCCUGGGUAGAGUUAGUGGGUGGCAUGGUGGUGGUAGCAAUGACUGUUGCGACAACCUCAAUUUACUCAUGUGAUAAUAAGGCUGAUGCUACUGACACCCAUGGCUGGAGUCUGUGGAAAUUGCAUUCCUGUACUUUAAAAGGAGAGUGGUGUCCCUCCCUCUGAACAUGCACUGAGACCACACAUUCUGUCAACCACUGUUCCAUCACAUUGCAUCCAAGCCUCAUUAAUAAGGGACAAGUAGAGGCAAACAGGAGACCACAGCUUCAGUUUCUGGACUAUUCAUCUUGACCACAGAUAGAAGGUUUUUGCACACUUGAAUCCCUCACAGCUUAUGCAAAGAAAUCUCUGCAUGUAGAAAACUAGCAUGUAGAGGAGGAUUGUAGUUUUCUUUACUUGCAGGAACUUUUUUUUAAUAUAGGUAGAAUAUUCAUUCAUGCAACAUCCCUUUGCUCUUCCAUCUGAAAUGGUACAAUCCAGGAGGAGUUUUAACCAUAUGAUAUGCUGGUUUUGCAGAGUGGCUCUUGCUUUACUCUCAUUUUUCUCACUGCCCAAUGAGCAUCAUCAAAGGAAAUAAUUCUCUUAGGUCUUUAGCCUCGUGCCCUGCUGCAACUCGUAACAGAGAAGGGAUGGCAUUCUGCAUUUAGGUUGAUACUUGGAAGGACUAUGUUGCUGGCCAACAGCGAAGGUUCUGCAUCAGUCCAACUUAAAAAAAGGAAAAAGAAAAAAAGGAUAUAACAAGUGACUGAAUGACCAUAUCCUGGUUUAUAGACAAUGUCUUUUUUAACCUAUGGAGAGGUGUUGAAACAGCUAUAACUUCUGCAGACUGUAAUGGCCCAACUUAUUCACUCAACUGAGUGGCCUAUUUUGAAAGCGCUGUACUUAUGCAUUCCAUUACCCUGUUCAAGACUCAACCAGUUGCACAUAUUCAGAAAAAGUAUUUGCAACUCCUAACCAAUGUAAAUACUCACAAAAGUUAACUCAUUUCCAGAUUUAUGCUGUUUGCUGAAGAGAACAGUUCUUACUAUUUUGAAAACUCAUCUUUUCUAUUACUCGCAAUGGAAAAAACAAUUAACAACCACAUUUUAUAGCAGUAAUUUUGCACCUGUAUAUUUUUAUAUCGCAGCAGCUGCGGCAUUGAUUGGUUAGUUUUGUAAAAGGAUUAGGUGUCUGACACAGUUUAGCAUGUUGCAGAUCUUCCCCAAAAGGAGUAAGGAGUGCUGAGGAUCUUUUACAGUGGGGCAGAGUGUUUUGUUUGUGCUUGUUCUACAGUUUUAGUGGACAUAUUUGUGAAAUGUAACUGGUUUUACAAUAGUCUUGUUUUUGUAAAUUUAGACAGCUGAAAAUGUACAUUAAUGAAGCUUUUCUGGCUUAAAGUAUUGAAAAGAUGUUAAAAGUUUUGUUCUACUAUGAUAUUUUGGCAUCAAGUAUCUUUCAUUAAAAAAAAUCUGG